AUGAAUUCAAAAACCGACCAUCCAACAUAUGACAACAGCUUAUUAUCCUCUCAAGUACCUGGUCCGGUUGGAUUAUUACCAAAACUGAAAUCAGCCGACGAAUUAAAACGUUUAAAAUUCGACAAGAUCAAUACCGAUCACCCAUUUCUUAAUGAUAGUCAGUCGACACAAGUUUCAAAAAGACAAAAAACCGAUACAGACGUAUGUAAAAGACCGCUUUCUCAUACACGUUUUGGUAGUAAUAAAAAAAUUCCAUUAAUGUGUGUUACUGUCACAAAAUAUGAUAAACAUGGUGUUACGAUUCUACUUGAUAGAUCAGGUGAUAUUCGUGCUUCAUUUGUUGGCGAUGAAGAUCUACUCGAGCAUUUAAGUAUUCAUAUUGGAAACACACUGCUUCUCAGAAAGGUUUCGAUUUAUACAUCAUCAAAUCGUAAUGACCAUUAUAUAAAUAUCAUACCGCAUAAUAUAAUCGCUAUACAAGAUAUAUCGCAAACUGAUUUUAUUUAUCCAAUUUCAUUUGAAGAAACAAAAAAUGAUUUAAAAUAUAUUCAAAAUGAACUGAUUGAUUAUUUUGAUGCUACGAAAAAUGAUGAAACAUUUCAUAUUCUAUCUCAGUCGCAACAACAGAAAGGAAAUGAAGUUACAGUAGCCUCUUCAUUUUCAGCAAUCAAUGUCAGCAAAAACAAGCGAAAUUCACUUCUAUCAGAGCAACAUGUACAAUCAUCAUCAAAUACAUUAAACAAAGUUUCUAAACAACCGAAAGAAACAAGAAACGGUAUUACGCCAACAAAUAUGAACAAAAACAUUGAAAACAAUAUUUUACAUCAGCAGUCAGUGGUAGACGAUCAAAAUUCAAGUAAAGAAGUUGACUUAGUAGAGAAUAUAUGGAGAUACAAACACUCCGACUACACUACGCCCUUAAUUACGAUUAGCUUCUUAAGUGCAUACCACUAG
This is a messenger RNA of Didymodactylos carnosus, 954 nucleotides long. Lineage: Eukaryota; Metazoa; Rotifera; Eurotatoria; Philodinida; Philodinidae. The record is from the annotation of a GenBank genome assembly.